This is a messenger RNA of Lottia gigantea (owl limpet), 3631 nucleotides long. RefSeq lists its product as hypothetical. The transcript has 17 exons. The record is from RefSeq and is a predicted model, not a curated record. Gene Ontology annotation, molecular function: protein binding. Lineage: Eukaryota; Metazoa; Mollusca; Gastropoda; Lottiidae. The coding region runs from base 1 to 3336 and encodes 1111 amino acids.
AUGCCAAAGUUUUGUUGUCGAUUGUCUUCUAGAACGUUAGAGCAGUCAUGUCAAAGGUAUGCUGUUGAUUGUAUUUUAGAACGUCAGAGCAGUCAUGUCAAAGGACAAUGUCCAGGUGACAGGCAACGGAUACCUGCAAAUGAGGGAUGUUGUCCUGCUAGAGCUGGGGAAGCCUGUGGAGGUGACGUGAGUGUAUAUUGUGAUACGGAAUUGGGAUAUACAUGUCUAGAUGAGAAUGGAGAGGAAGGGCGAGGUGUUUGUAAAGGUAAAUAUGACCUACGAGGCGUUACUAUCAAACAGAAAUCAUUGACCAUACAAUGGAAACCAUUUGCACCACCAAAUUAUACUUUGGAAUACAGUUUGAUGUCUAGGAUUCACAACUACAGUUCCAAUCUAACUUUAUGGAAGACUAUCGAGACUGGAGACGAAGCAGAGUACACACUGGUCGAUCUGGAACCAGCAACAUGGUACUUCAUCAAGAUUGCUGUUUGGCAUAUUCCCUUUAACGAUUCGUACAGUAACAUCACGGAAACUUUGAUGAUCAAAACUAAAGAUGCAGAGUAUUGUGAACAUGCUGGCAAUGAAUAUGAAAUUGGCCAAACAUUUAAUAACAAUAACGAAGACAGCUGUUUAUGUUUGAAAACUGGUCAGCUGGAUUGCACAAGCCUAUGUCCUAACUCAUCAAAUGAAGCUUGUGAUAUCAGAACUAGAGGAAAUUGCUCCGAAAUAGAAUGUGAAACAGUAAUGGCAAACUGUUCAGUAAAUGGUACUAUAUAUAUCCAUAAUGAAAUAUUUGAACAAGGAGAAUGUAGAGAAUGUACAUGUAGUAAUGGUGAAGCAACGUGUAUUUUACCUUCUCACUGUGAGGAGAUGGAAGCAACAGAAGAAUGUCCGAAACCAGUUUCACAUAUAAUAGAAGGUCAAUGUUGUCCAGAGUGGGAAUGUGGUAGUCCACGACUCACAUUUUGUGAGCAUCGAGGAAGAAGGUAUACUGAAGGUUAUGAAUGGCAAGAUGAAGAGACAUGUGAAACUUGUGAAUGUCACCAAGGUCAAGCUACUUGUCAUAAUUUCUGCGAGGAACCGGAAAUGCCAGAAAAUUGUCCUCGACCAAGUAGGCGACCCGCCCCAAAUGGUUGUUGUGAAAUCUACGAGUGCCUCCAACCAGUGGACAUUUGUGUCUAUGCUAAUGGUACACAUAAACGAGGAUCAUUUUUCACCAGUGAUCAUUGUGAACUUUGUGUGUGUAAUAAGAAUAUGACAGUAGAAUGUUCGCCAUCUUGUCCUGAAGAACCACCACCGUUACCACUAAGACCGAGCGUCAUCUGUCGUCAACCACAUUAUAGACUUGUCAACUGCUGUAAAACACUCUUUUGUCAACGAGGAGAUAAUGAUCUAAUGAGCGCUAUUAGAAACGUGUACGCUACUUCUCAUACACCCCAGUCAAUCACCAUUACCUUUGAUGCCUUGAGACAGAGGACUGAGGAGGAAGAAGAGGAAUUGUAUCCAGAUUAUCAGCUUUUCUUUUCUGAUGCUGAAGAGUCGAGCAAUCCCACGAAUUGGACACCAAAACACAUCCACCUCACUCCAGUUGAGGAAGACGAAUCUACUUCACCAUCUCUUCUUUUUCAAAAGAUGGAUUCAUUUCUUGUUGGAACUUUAACCUGUAUAAUAAAUGGUAGGGUAUUGAAUGAAGAAGAAUCGUAUUUGGAUGAAUGUGAAAGAGACUGUAUAUGUAGAGCAGGGAAACUGGCCUGUGAAAACAAUUGCCCGCAAAUAAACACCAUAAUGAUGCCUUCUUCCUCGUGUCCACAACCAAAAUUAGAAAAAAAGGAAAAUGAAUGCUGUCCUUCGUGGAAAUGCCAUCCAAAACCCUCCGGUUGUCGAUAUGGAACAGCUCUUCUGAAAGACGGGGAACAAGUUAGAGAAGGUUGUGACAAUAUAUGUACUUGUGAAUCAGGAAGGAUGCAAUGUCGCCCAGUUUGUAAUAUCACAAGUGAGCCUCCUAGACAAGGUUGUAGAUUACAGCAGAUACCAGAUCAUUGUUGUAAGGCUUGGAUGUGUCCACCAGAUAAAAGACCUGUAAAAAGUGUCGAGGCUGUUGUUAGGACUAUUUUUAACAGGAACUGUUUGGAGCCAAUAAACCAGUUCAAAAAUUCUUUCCGGGAAGAGUUAUUGGGCCUGGUGCAUUCCUCGUGUAAAAGAUUAAAUGAACAUGAGCGAACGAUAUGUUUAGAGAUUGAUACAGUGAUGCAUUGUUCAACCACCAGAAGUAGACGUAGAAGAGAUGUUGAUGCUACCAUUGUCGACUUCGGUGUCUCUGUGCCUAGAAGAUCUGAUGAAUCUUUGGCAAGCUUGAACAACUCCCUACAGACUAUUUUAGAUGAUUUGUCCAGUUUGUUUAACACUAGCGAGAGUGUAGUUCUGAAUAUAGACAGUGUAGAAUUUACAUCCUCUGGUCAACUAAUACUGAAAUCUUUACAUUAUGCCUGUGAUGAAGGUUAUUCGUUCUAUCGGGAUUUCUGUGUGAGAACGGAAAUAUUAAUCAGAGAACCAGCGUUUAGUUUAGAAUUACAGCCACUGUCUGUUGGUGCUGACACAGCAGUUCUGGGCUGGGAAAGUUUGACCAAGAUAGGGGUAACCUAUGUUAUAGCUCUUCAGAUAGAAUACAGAGAAGAUAAUUACACCGCCUGGAACCAAACAACCAAAUUUCAACCCCAUGAAACCAGCCACACAUUGACAGAGCUCCAAGCAGAGAGCAUUUACAGAGCCCGACUGGUAGCUCUAACAAAUUUAGGUACUAGACCAAUGGUGCCUACUAGAGAUCUGGUCUUCAAAACGAAAGCUUAUGAAGGUGAAUUUUCUCUUUACUUGGAGAAUGUUCAGGUUGGCCAAACGUCAGUGACAAUAAGAUGGCGAAACAUACCAAAAGAUGAACUUGCAAAUAUUCAAAUGAUGGAAAUUACAUACAACGAAAUCAACCGGCCCCUUACAGUGAACACUGUAACAACCAAACCGUCCUUAAAUAAAUAUACCAUACCUAGUCUAAAACAGGCUACUAAUUAUGUAGCUGUUAUAACAAUUGUAUUCAAUAAUGGAACUCGUGUUCAGUCUGGUACAAUCCACUUUAUCACUGACUCGUCAGAUAAGUCAUCCAAUUUGACAAUACCUCUAGCAGUGUCGGCUGUCAUCCUUGUAUGUGCUAUUAUUAUUGUAUCAAUAACAUGCUGUAUGUGGAGAAAAGCCAGAUUAAAAAAUAUAACGGAUACAGCUUUUGAGAAUAAAGUCUUUGGCAUUCAAAUCCAGAAUGAAGGGAGAACAUUAAGUGCCAGACCGUGACAAGUUACUAGUCAGUAUUCAACGAACAUUACCCCGGUGCAUUUAUUAUCAUUAUCAUCUAUCAAGGAGUGGAUGUAUGGAUCUAGGAAGACAUUGUCUGCGUUUAAAGUAAAGAGAGUAACGAAUGUAGAACACAUCAAGUCAUUGGGUUGAGGUUCUUUGAGUGCACGUCAUAUUUCCCACAUUUAACAGGGGUUUCAUAAUAUUUCAUAUUAGUAUUAAGCUUUGACCAUUCUUGGAUAGCCAGGAGUAUAUUUUACUUGUACUAUCACAUCUUGUCACGUUCGCAUUAAUG